UCUGCCAGUUGUCGUUACAGGGCGCUCAAUAACCGGUGGGGGAGCCAGUCCGGCGCUUAGAGCCAGUGGAACCAAUGGAAACAACGGAAUCAAUUCGUUUGUUUGCCACUAUUCAAUAUUUGCUUAAGAACUCAGCGCGAUUCGCGGAUUCGCAUGUGCGAUAAGCGAAAAUCAUCAAUAAAUAUGCAUAUACAUACAUAUAUAAGCAUACUCUUACAGAGGCAUUAUGACUUUGCCAACUCAUUUGUAACGUUUUAUUCGAGGCUGAACCGAAUCAGUUCAAGCCCGGAAUGUCCAUUUAUACUUUGCUGGGACAGAUAAGUUUAUUAUAUACUCUCUAGAAACAAUAAUUAGCGCUGCAUUUCGCGUGUUUCGUCGACAUUAUAAAUCGAUUUUAUAUUAUGUAAACUAUUCAUGGACUCAGCUUCAGAUGAAGCAAAAGCUAAUGAACUUUACUACUUGCAAUCUUUAAACAGUUGAACCAAGAGUCCGUGCGCUAUGCUUUCUUCAGUUCCUAACCUACCGCUUCUCGCUUAUCAUUUCAUCAGAAAAGUUGUGGGCCCUAGCCUUCAAUUGAUUUCCAUAUUUCAGUCUAUUUUUGAGUUAAGCCCAGAGGAGUGCAGCUGAGUGACCAUUCCAGUGCAAUACAAUGAAAUGCAUUCUGCUUCUAUAUGUUCUAUAUAUAGGCCUAACACUGAUUAUAGCUGAAGCAGAGUUGAACGAAAAUGAGUCUUGUUCGGCAACCAGAACAGCAGAGGAGGAAUGUGGAAAGUACACCUAUAAAUCUGUGAGACCAUUAUUAAAGUACAUACAUCAGAUGAAGGAGGAAAUUGAAAACAAUAACAAUAAAGUUGAAGGCAAAGACAGAGAAAUCAAGCAACUGCAGGAAAAGCUUAACCAACGUAAUGAAUUGGUCAUCGAGGAUCUGAGAGCUCAGAAUGACUUCUACAAACAGACUAUCAAAGAGCUAACGAGCAACGUCUUAUUGAUAAAAGAAGAAAUGGCUAAACUCACUUCCAAUGCCUUUAAAAUCCAAGACCAUGAAAAGCAGCUGGAGAAAAAAAUGAAGACAAUUAAUGAAAAGGACCAACGAAUAACCAAAAUCAAGAACGAAAUCAGCAACUGUGCCAAGAAAUUAAAAAGCUGCGAAGAGCAACCUGUUUGCAGUGAUUGUAGUCAUUUUGCAAAUGCUCCGGGUAUUCAUAAAAUUAUUCCCAAUAAUGAUCCGUUCGACGUACUUUGCGACAGUGCGACAGCAGGUCCUGGCUGGACGGUUAUCCAGCAGCGAAUCAAUGGUAAGGAGGAUUUCGAUAGGAAUUGGGCGACAUAUCGUGCCGGCUUUGGUAACUUUGAUAAUGACUUCUUCUUGGGGCUCGAGAAAAUUCAUCGAUUGACGAGCACCCAGCCCCAUGAGCUGUACAUACAUAUGGAAGGAUUUGAUGGGAUCAUCAAAUACUAUAGAUAUGAAGAGUUUGCUAUCGCUGGCGAGGCUGAUCAAUACAGACUGAUCACCUUGGGCAAAGGGGAGGGCAAUGCAACAGGCGAUUCUCUGCGUUAUCAUCUAAAUGAGAAAUUCACCACAUACGAUCGUGAUAAUGAUUCGCAUGAUUAUGUCAACUGUGCAAUCUAUCAUGGUGGUGGUUGGUGGCACAAAAAUUGUUCAUACAGCAAUUUAAAUGGCAAAUACUAUGAUCAUAAUGUGCAGAAAAAAGAUGCAAUUUAUUUUGAGGGGAUAGUCUCUUUGAAAAAAGUCAAAAUGUUGAUACGCCCCAAAGCAAAUCGCAAUAACUAA
This is a messenger RNA of Drosophila novamexicana, 1792 nucleotides long. Its product is annotated as fibroleukin-like. The record is from RefSeq and is a predicted model, not a curated record. NCBI's taxonomy places the organism in Eukaryota, Metazoa, Arthropoda, Insecta, Diptera, Drosophilidae. Bases 650 to 1792 code for a protein of 380 amino acids. The transcript has 3 exons.